ACAGAAAGAGCUGUAGAGCCAAGCGGAGAACAUGCAGAUCCGGAUCGUAUGAUGGAAUUUAGCGAACAAGAAUGGAAUUGGACAAUACAACAACAGCCAGUACACCUGAUGAAGAGGUUAGAACUCUUUUUGUGAGCGGAUUGCCGAUGGAUGCAAAACCUAGGGAAUUGUAUCUUUUGUUCAGAAGCUAUCAGGGCUACGAGGGAUCGCUGCUCAAAGUAACAGGGAAGAAUGGAAAAAAUACAUCUCUUCCGCCGGUUGGUUUUGUAACUUUUACAUCUCGCAUACUCGCUGAAGCGGCUAAAGAAGAUCUUCAAGGGGUUAGAUUUGAUCCAGAUUUACCACAAACCUUGCGGUUGGAAUUCGCCAAGAGCAAUACGAAAGUAGCGAAGCCUAAACAGCAGUCUCCUUUACCAGCAGCGACACACCCCACCGCUCUCCUUCAUCCCUUAACUGGACAGGAAUUGGCGGCCGCCGGCUUCUUUCCUGGUCUAGAUGCAGCUUCCUGGACAGCAGCAACUCAUGUUCCCUUCACGGCCUACGGAUCGCCAGAUCUAACUCCGACCGGCGCCGCUUUCACCCAUCAUAAUUUAUUUCAGCAUCCAGCUCUUGGUAAGAUAUUUAUUGAUUUUUAAUGUGUGUUGUUAAUAUUUAUCUUAAAAAAAAUUGAUUGUUACAUUCAGCUCAAGCUCUCCCUUUUCCGUGGAUUCAGGCACCAAAAAAUGCUUAAAUAAACAGUGUAAAAUAUAAAUCCUAUUUACAAUCAUAUACUGUUUAUAUACUACCUCUGUGAAACAUUCCUCGUCUAGUCGAUGAUGACCGACUCUUCUACUUCAAUGAGGUUGUUGAAUCCACUUGCCGAUUUUAAGACCGACCAGCAGAAUCGUUGUGAUAAGCUGCGAGCAGCUAUAUUUAGUAAAAUUCAUUUUAAAAAAUUCUCUUAUAUACUAUGUUUGUGUGUGCGUGCUUUAUUGAAUGAAGCGAACGAAUAAUUUGUUUGUCGUAUUAGUUAGUAUAUAAAAUAUCCAUGCAGAAAUGCGAGAAGCGGUUGCCACGCGCGUAACCUCGACGAAUCAAUUUGUGCGGUUUGUACUUCUCCGUAUGAAGGAAAAAGCUCGUGGCAAUCCGUCGCUUUUGCAAUCAAUGCCAUAUUGUUUCAAUUCUAUCAGCUCUUACUGUUGUUUAAGUCGUAUUUUUACAUUCGUCUCUAUGGCGUCAUGUAUGUUUACUUAAAAAAAAAAAUUCAUUUUGGUUUUUUUUCGAAUACGAAAACACUUUCAGGUGUACGACGUAAAAGUCAAUAAACGGUUAAUUACACCGACUGAGGGAAUUAUUAACGCUCUCGGAAAUUGAUUGCGUGCCUCUACUAGGCCUAUUUAAAGCGUGCAAACCUCUAUUAAACACGUUUGAAACGCCGUUUAUUAACUGUUAAUGUUCUGAACUCGAGUAGACCUUUCUCUUCUUGCAUUUCUUAUUUCUUCCAUUAUAACACUUUUAAUGUUUCGAAUGUUUCUCUUCGUCAGACAUUAAUUAAUUAAUUAUUUUAAAUAAGAAGACAUUGUUUUGCUGUAAAAUAAUUUUUAAUGGGAACAAGACAUCUGGAUGUAGCCGAACAGGAAACUAAAAUCGAAGCAGUACUUAAAAAAAUUACUCAGGGAGGUAAUGUUUUCCGUCGUUUGUUUCCUUUUGACAUAAUACUAGAUGUCGUUGUUCGAAAACCAGUAGGUGGCC
Molecule: messenger RNA, 1731 nt
Organism: Dimorphilus gyrociliatus
Lineage: Eukaryota; Metazoa; Annelida; Polychaeta; Dinophilidae
Source: the annotation of a GenBank genome assembly